AUGUCAUCGUUUAUGCCGGAUAAUAUACUUUUGGAUAUUGAGAAACUCGAAACGAUGUUAACUAAUAGUAGUAGUAGUUGCAGUGGAGAAUCAUCGUUGUACAAUUUUCAAACAUCGCCAAACUCUCGUUCGGUAACAACAACAGCACGUUUUACAGGAUCGUCAAAAAUCUAUUUAAGAAAUUUAAAUAAAUUAUUAGCAGAUAUCGAACAAAAACAAAAGAUUCUUUCGCAUGGUGGAGGAUCGAUUCUUAAACGUUUACGUCCAGUGAAUUCAUCAUCAUCAUCAUCAUCAUCAUCAUCAUUAUCAUCACGUUCUUUAACAUUUACAUCGUUAUUUACUCGUCCUUCUGUUAAAUGUAUAUCAAAUAAUCGACUUGAGCCAAAGACAAUAUCGUUCGCACAAUUAAUCACACAAACUUCUUCGUUUCCAUCGACAUAUUCAAAUCAUCAAUCAGAGUAUGGUUGUGCAAAAUUAAAUGAAAAAAUGUGGGUUGUACAUUGUCGAGAACAGUUAAUCAAAGCUGUUAAUGAUGAACUUAAACAGACAUUACAAGAAGAGGCUAAUCUUGAUUGGAAUCAUAUAUCCAGUUAUCAUCUAAGCAAUAAAUGGUCAGCCGGUGUAUGUGAAAAUGCCUGGAAACAAGUUUGUAAUCCCAGAAUCAACCAAUCGAAAUGGUCCAAUAAAGAAGAUCGUCGUUUAUUAUCAAUUGUUGAACGCGAACCAUUAAGUGCUGAUCGGUGGACAUCGAUUGCAAAAGAAUUAGGAACGGAUCGAAGUGCGUAUCUCUGUGCAAAACGCUAUAUGCAGAUAACCAAUGACAAACAUUCGAAACGACCAUUAGAAAUAAAUGAACGCAAUCAAAUCAUAUCAAAUAUGAAAGAUGAUAAACAAGGUUACUAUAGAAAAUAUAAUAAAUUAGCAUAUGAACUUGGUGAUCGUACACGUGAAUUUAUUUAUAAUCAAUGGUUACAUAUUGAUCCAUCAUGUAAACGUGGUCGUUGGUCUGAUGUUGAACAUGCACAAUUACUAACACAUAUACAUCAACAAACACAUAAAAUAACCAAUUGGCCACUAGUUUCCGCUCCUGUACACACACGUUCAUCACGGCAAUGCCGUGAACGUGUUUUAGAUACAAUAAAAAAUGGAAAUCGUACUACAAAAGAAAAGCAUCGAUUAUUUACAGCUGAUGAAGAUCGUCUUCUACUUGAACAAUAUGCUUUACAUGGUGCAAAAUGGUCGAUGAUAGCAAAAGAAUUUUCUGCGCGUACUGAUAAUUCAUUACUUGUUCGUUAUCGAAUGUUAAUUAAAGCUAAAACUCAAUGGGAUUGGUUUUGUCAAACCAAUAGUCGUAUGAAAUCUUUUCUAGUAUUUCUAUAUAAUAGACAAAUGAAUAAUAAUGAUACAUAUUUUAUAAAUAAAAAUUCAACAGAUAUAUUAUCUUUAUGUAAUAAUGCAAAUGAAAUUCAACAUGAUUUAGAACAGUUUGGUUUCUAUCGACGUGGCUUACCAUUUCCAAUAACCGAUGAAGAAUUUCAAUGGUUUAAUCAAAAACCAGAAUUGAUUGAAAAUAUCGCACAAAUUGCAUUAGAAGAAUUUACUCAGCAACGAUUAUGUUUUAGAAAAUUUAAGGCAGAAAUUAAACCUUGGUUUACCUCAUCAUUAUUUACCAGUAUUCCCAAUGAUAUUAUUCGACAAAUGCUUUGUCGAACAAUUCCAAGUCGUCGAAAAAGAAAAUCUAUCAGUUCAUCUGCAUCCACGACUAAAAGAUCGAAAACUGAUGGUAUCGAUCAACUUGAUAAUACUGGUGAUAUUGAUUGUAAACAAGAACCAAGAGUUCCUCAAUUACCGUCAAUUCUUACAACAACAUCACGUCAUGUUCUACGACCAGUACCGAAUCAGUUUUUUACGUCACAAUCCACAACAAAACUGUCGAUGACCAGUAGUAGUACACAUUUUUGUCCUUAUCUAAUUUUAAUUCGUCAAAAUUCGUAA
Molecule: messenger RNA, 1995 nt
Organism: Rotaria socialis
Lineage: Eukaryota; Metazoa; Rotifera; Eurotatoria; Philodinida; Philodinidae
Source: the annotation of a GenBank genome assembly